This is a messenger RNA of Megalops cyprinoides (Indo-Pacific tarpon), 1242 nucleotides long. It is a transcript of the gene rab36, whose product is annotated as RAB36, member RAS oncogene family. Gene Ontology annotation, molecular function: GTP binding; GTPase activity. NCBI's taxonomy places the organism in Eukaryota, Metazoa, Chordata, Actinopteri, Elopiformes, Megalopidae. The transcript is spliced from 11 exons. Bases 84 to 893 code for a protein of 269 amino acids. The record is from RefSeq and is a predicted model, not a curated record.
UUCUUGGCUGUGCCUUUGGACCGAUACCAACACGUCAGACUGAUAGACAGCUGUCUCGACAUCACAGACACUGGCACAUCAGCAUGCAGGAGAUGGCGAAUGGGAAGAUGCACUUCUCUGCACCAGUGAGCAAGGACAGGAUCAUAUCCAAGUUCCCCAAGUGGUACACCCCUCAGGCCUGCCUGCAGAUGAAGGAUCACUGGCACACCCGGGUGAAGACGGCCUGCCAGGACCGUACCACCCGCAACGUAGGAAUGAAAAUGUCCAAAGUGGUGGUGGUUGGAGAUCUCUAUGUGGGAAAGACGUGUCUGAUCAACAGGUUCUGCAAGGACAUGUUUGACAGGGACUACAAGGCCACCAUCGGGGUGGACUUUGAGAUCGAGAGGUUCGAGUUAUCCGGGGUGCCCUACUCUCUGCAGAUUUGGGACACGGCCGGCCAGGAGAAAUUCAAAUGCAUUGCCUCGACAUACUACAGAGGAGCUCAGGUGAUAAUCAUCGUUUUCGAUUUGGCGGACAUCAGGACUCUGGAGCAUACGCGGCAGUGGCUGCAAGAAGCAAUGAGGGAGAAUGACCCUGGAUCCUGUUUCAUCUUUCUGGUCGGCACCAAGAGAGAUUUACUGUCCUCAGCAGAAUGCCACAGGACCGAGAGAGACGCAGUAAAGAUGGCAUCCGAGAUGCAGGCCGAGUUCUGGUCGGUCUCCUCCAAAACGGGGGAGAACGUGAGGGAGUUCUUCUUUCGGGUCGCGGCCCUGGCCUUCGAGGGCUCCAUGCUCAGGGACCUGGAGGGAACUGACACUCACUCUCACAUCGGAGCUGGAGACCUCAUCAGAAUUGAUCAAGGCACAGCUGAGGAGCCCAAGGCCAAAAGUGUGAAGAAGCUAUCCUGCUGUUAAAGAGAGAGGUGUGGGGAGGGAAGAGAAAGGGAGUGAGAAAGCACAGCAGAGGAGAGACCUGCGGGGAAGACAAUGAUGAGAAGAAGGGGGGUGGAGGGCGACAAGGGCAUCGGCUGAAAUGAUGCUGAAUCGUGACCACGGUCCUCGAGCACAGCCCAUGUUCCCCCACCCCUGAACCAAAGCAAUCGGUCUGCCUCGGGUGCUCCAUCAGCUCUGUGAACAUCUGGGUGUUCAUCCACCUUCCGUGACUCUUGACCCUUGACCACUGCCACUGAUUUGGGAGCAACGGCCUAGACCUCUGCAGCAUUUUCAUUUAAAUUCCAGGACAAUUGGCAGUAUUGUUACCAUG